UCCCUUCAAAAAAUGAGGUCUCUAAUGGCUUCUUCCAUUUCAAUCUCUCUUGCAUUAAUGGCCGUAAUGAUAUUCAGUUUCACAUCUGAAAUUUCAGCAAACUCUCCUCCAAUUCCACCUUACUCCUACAAUUCUCCACCAUCACCAGUUCACUCACCACCUCCUCCAAAGUACCAUUAUCCAUCUCCACCACCCCCACCUUACAAGAAGUCUUACCACUCUCCUCCUUCACCACUUCACACUCCCCCUCCCCCUCACGCUGCAGUUUUCCACGCUCCUCCACCACCUAUUCACACGUACCCUCCUCCCGCCCCAAUUCACCAUUCUCCUCCUCUACCGGCGGUUCCAAUAAUUCACUAUUCGCCGCCUCCACCACUUCACACUUCACCUUACCCUCACCUUGCAGUUUACCACUCUCCUCCACCACCUCUUCACCCUUCCCCUCCUCACAUUCCUCCCCCAAUUCACCAUUCUCCUCCUCCACCACCACUUCAUCCUUCCCCUCCUCACAUUCGUCCCCCAACUCACCAUUCUCCUCCUCCACCAAUUCCAAUUCACCACUCUCCGCCUCCACCAGUUCACACUUACCCUCCUCCCCCAAUUCUCCAUUCUCCGCCUCCACCAAUUCACACUUACCCUACCCAAACUCGUCACCCAGUUUAUGGUUCGCCACGUCCUUUGCGCCCCUACUAUCAAUCAUCACCUCCUCCACCAUUCUUCCACUAGAUAUCGGAUCUAAGCCCGCAGAAGCCAUGGACGGAAGAGCGCAUCAUCAGAAGCAUACAUAGAAGAAAAUUGGGAACUUGUUUCCUUUGAUUAUCGUUUAGAGGACUGUGUGUUUUUCAUUUACUUAAUUGUACUGUGUUUUUCAUUUAAAUGCAUUGUGUUUUUAUUGUACUGGAGUUGUGAGGUACAUGUGUCCUCGAUGUACUUGCAGUCGCUUGCGUGCACUGUAAUUUUCGAAGUAAAUAAAAUA
Molecule: messenger RNA, 976 nt
Organism: Lotus japonicus
Lineage: Eukaryota; Viridiplantae; Streptophyta; Magnoliopsida; Fabales; Fabaceae
Product: extensin-like
Exons: 2
Coding region: 13-726 (237 amino acids)
Source: RefSeq, a predicted model, not a curated record